Messenger RNA from Lolium rigidum, 408 nucleotides. RefSeq lists its product as uncharacterized. The transcript has 3 exons. NCBI's taxonomy places the organism in Eukaryota, Viridiplantae, Streptophyta, Magnoliopsida, Poales, Poaceae. Bases 1 to 408 code for a protein of 135 amino acids. The record is from RefSeq and is a predicted model, not a curated record.
AUGCGGUCGCCCAGCGCGAGGGGGAAGUCGGCGGCGACCGGCCCUGGCAAGCGCGAGGGGGAAUUGUGGCUAUUCUCUCUUCCCCGUGCGCCCUUUGCGAUGUGCAUCCUCUCCCGAGCGGCCGGUCUCGCCAACACCUCGUCCCUGCUCUCCCCUACGCGGCCAAGCCCGAGCAACCGCUGCACAUCGCCAGCAGCGCUGCUGGUGCCGCGGCGGCCGGACGAGGUGCGGCGCCUCGUCAGGCUCACAUUCGUGCGCCCGCCACUCAUCAUGCCGUCCUGCUUCCUCUGGGACUACAUUAAGGUUCUACGUUGCUGCUGCAGGCUAUUGUUGCGAUUGUUUCUUUGGCGCAAACCAUUGUCACAGCUCAGGCGGAUGCAACGAGCAAUAAGAAGAAUGUCUGAAUAA